This is a messenger RNA of Hyposmocoma kahamanoa, 3122 nucleotides long. It is a transcript of the gene DppIII, whose product is annotated as dipeptidyl peptidase 3. The coding region runs from base 18 to 2321 and encodes 767 amino acids. The transcript has 14 exons. Gene Ontology annotation, molecular function: metalloexopeptidase activity; dipeptidyl-peptidase activity. Lineage: Eukaryota; Metazoa; Arthropoda; Insecta; Lepidoptera; Cosmopterigidae. The record is from RefSeq and is a predicted model, not a curated record. Gene Ontology annotation, biological process: proteolysis. Gene Ontology annotation, cellular component: cytoplasm.
UUCCUAAAAUUUAUUCAAUGUUGCGGACCCUGACUAUUAACCUUAUAAAAUGCCGGCGCUUCAAAUUCGCUGAAUCAUUUAUUAGUAAAUACAAAUACAGUUCGGUCUCGAGAACGAAUCAGCCUAAAAACUUAUCGCCGAUCACAGUUAAUGCGAUGGCGGAUGAUAUGUCUAACUACUACUUGCCCAAAACCCAGACGUUUGUUGAGCUGGACUGUACUGAGGCAUUUAACAACUUGACUGAUCAAGAGAAAUUGUAUGCGCAUUAUUUGACUCAGGCUGCUUGGAGUGGAGGUCUAAUAGUCCUUCUACAGACCAGUCCCGAGUCACCACGGAUCUUCUCCCUGUUACAUAGAAUUUUUCUCGGAGAAAGUUUGGAGUCUCUCAAGAAGUCUGCUUUGGAGAUGAAGGUCUCUGAAGAUGAUUUUCAGGCAUUUUUAAUUUAUGCUGGUGGAUUCUUCAGCAACAUGGGUAACUACAAAGGUUUUGGGGAUACAAAAUUCAUUCCAUACCUCAGCAAGGAGACUUUUGAACAGAUCAUUAAAGCAUCCAAAGCGUAUGAGAAUGAUACGACACAUAUCACUAAGUUGUGGCUGAAUACACAAAACGCUAUGUACAAUUUAGCGCCGAGACUAAGAAGUCUUGGAUUGUCUGAUAAGGGUGUCACAACAUACUUUUCAAGUAAUUGCAACGAAACUGAUGCAAAGCUCGUCUCGGAAUGGAUGAAGUCGAAAAAAAUCGAAGCCGUUAACAGUCGAACUUUCAAAUCUAAACACACUGAUGGACUGCCCGUAUACAUAAUCCACUUGGCUAGCGAAAAAACUUCGCCGAAACCGAAUUUGACAAUGGAGAAAGAGGUAUUUAAAAAUGCCUACUUUCAAAUCACUAGAGGCGAUUAUUCUCCUCUGUUAAAAUUGGUAACUGACCAACUUGAGAUUGCGAAACAACAUGCCGCCAAUGACACUGAGAAAGAUAUGCUCACACAUUACAUCAAGAGUUUCAAAGAAGGCAAUCUGGAUGAUCACAAAGAAGGAAGCAAAUUUUGGAUUAAAAACAAAGGCCCUAUUAUUGAAACAUACAUAGGUUUCAUAGAGACCUACAGAGAUCCAAGUGGCCAACGUGGUGAAUUUGAAGCGUUCGUAGCAAUGGUCAAUAAAGAAAUGUCAAAGAAGUUCAGCGAGUUGGUUAUCAGUGCUGAGAAAUUUAUCACACUUCUCCCUUGGGGACGUGACUUAGAAAAGGACGAGUUCAAACGCCCUGAUUUCACGAGUUUAGAUGUCCUCUGCUUCGCUGGAAGUGGAAUACCGGCAGGCAUUAACAUUCCUAACUAUGACGAAAUUCGCGAGAACGUCGGUUUUAAGAACGUGUCGCUAGGCAACGUGAUUCCAGCAUCGUACAAGGGAAGAGACAUGCCGUUUGUUUCGGAGGCAGACAAGGCAAUGCUUGAGAAGUACAAAAUUGAUGCAUUUGAGGUGCAAGUUGGACUGCACGAACUCUUAGGCCACGGUAGCGGCAAGCUCUUCCGUGAAACGGCGCCUGGAGUUUUCAACUUCGAUAAGAACAAGGUUAAAAAUCCAUUAACAGGGGAACUCAUAACGUCAUGGUACGGGGAGGGUGAUACUUAUGACAGCAAAUUUUCAAACGUGGGUUCCGCAUUCGAAGAAUGCCGCGCCGAAGCCGUCGGCCUCUACCUCUGCUUGGAACCAGAGAUUUUGAAGAUAUUCGGUUACAAGGCAGAAGAAGCUGAAAAUGUUAUAUACGUCAACUGGCUCAGCUUGUUGUGGAAUGCGUGCGCGAAAGCGCUGGAGUUGUACCAACCUGCGACUAAAACUUGGCUCCAGGCACACGCGCAGGCUCGAUUCGUCCUUAUGAGAUUACUAGAAUUGGAAGGCAACGGGAUGCUAGAAAUUACUGAAACGGACCCUGGCAAGAAUUUACUUAUAAAGUUGGACAGGAGCCGCAUCAAAACAGACGGGAAAAGAAUCAUAGGUGAAUUUCUGGUAAAACUGCAAACUAUCAAGUCGACGGGCGACGUGAAAGCUGGCAACAAAUUGUUCGACAAGUACUCCAAAGUGGACGGCGCAUGGGCAUCAUGGCGAGACAUCGUGCUUAAACAUAAACAGCCUCGCAACAUCUUCGUACAGGCGAAUACCGUUAACAAUGGAGGUAAAGUCGAACUGAAGCUGUACCAACCGACCGCAGAAGGCAUGAUCCAGUCUUGGACAGAACGGUUCCCCGUCACGAAUGUUCAUGAUAUUCUGGAGCAAUUGGCCGAGGCCGAUAAGGUUCAUUAUGAAGACCUCUUGACCCUUGAAGGUUAAAGUGUUUGUCGUCAUCAAUUGGUGUAUGUUUAUAUGUUUGAAUGUUGACUUUGUAUGUAAACUAAUCACGGUACAUUUAUUAUUAUGUGGUUUGGUGGAAAGAAAUAAGCACGUCAAAUGAAAAGUUGUAUAUUAAGUAGUUUUCCUUCUUUGGGUAGCUGUUCUGGGGGCCUACCACAACAUUCAAAAAUCAAUAUUUCCAACUCAAUUUGUAUCAUGAAAAAUCUGUCAACUAAGUAAUGUAUUAUUGUUAAAAUACUUUCUAUUCCUUGUUCCAAUAUUGUCUAUUCCAUGCUUAAAAUAGGAGAGAAAUAACGCUAUAUGAACUGCAUAAUGCCAUUCUUUCUUUUUGAAGACCCUUUUUGUCCAGUCGUAGUAUAACGAGAAAUCGGUGAAAUAGUCGUAGUAUAAUAACAAUCGGUGAAAGCGCAUAAAGUCACGAUAUAAACAUCAUUUAUUUAAUGAUAAACUAUUUCCCAUGUAUUAAUAAAUAAUAAAACAUCGAAGAGAUUUAUGUAAUUAAAUAACUUAGUUUUAAUUGUCACUAAUAAUUAGAAAAUAAAUUCGUAAUUAAAAUUAUUUCCACUUCGUCCUAUUUUAAGGAGGUUGUGGUAUGCCCCUGAUCUCUCAAACAACGAGGAAUAUGACUGGUUCACUUGUUUACGGAAUCCAACCAAGAUAAAACAGAAAGUUAAAAGUAACGUGACAUAUUUACAUAUUUUGAUCUUUUUUAUUUACAUGGUCCUUGAAAAGUAAGUUCACUAGAUUUGUGAAUAUUUCAACUUGAUCGUAAUAAAUAAC